Messenger RNA from Raphanus sativus (radish), 444 nucleotides. RefSeq lists its product as uncharacterized. Lineage: Eukaryota; Viridiplantae; Streptophyta; Magnoliopsida; Brassicales; Brassicaceae. Bases 1 to 444 code for a protein of 147 amino acids. The record is from RefSeq and is a predicted model, not a curated record. The transcript is spliced from 3 exons.
AUGGUACAGAUGGAUCCCGGUGAAGAUAGAAGUGAGGCAAAGAGGCAGAUGAAGCACAUGAAUAUGGUGGGAUACGUGGCUGAUUCGGAGUAUGGGAUUCCGACGAGGUGUCCCUGUGGUGGGAGGAUAAUUAACGAGGUGAGGGGGAAGGACCAGUACGACACUCUUCCUGGGAAGCGGUUCUUCACGUGCAUUCACUACGAGGGUGAUGGGUUCCAUUAUCGUCAGCCUUGGGUGAUUGGUGUCCAGGAGCAACUCGAAAUCUUGACUAAGCGUGUGGAGGAGGCUGAGCAGCUGAUCAAGUGGGUGCCGGAGCUGAAACAACAGAUUGAGGGACUGGAGGCAGAGGUUAAAAGCCUCACGGGGGUUGUUGAUCAUCUCAACGCUGAGAUUUAUAACCUCACUGUGCAGGUCUCGCAGUUGGAGAAGGUCUGCUUCGACUAA